AUGGCUUCCGAUGAAGAAACACUGUUAUUGCUUCUACUUCGCCGUCGUCGCCGACAAAAGCGAAGAAGACAGACACGUUCAUUAUGGGUUGAAGAAAUAUUGAUGUACAGAGAACAAGAUGGAAACUUUUUUACACUCUAUCCAAGUUUGCGAAGAAACGAAAAUAAAUUUUUCAAUUAUUUUCGAAUGUCAACUGCUCCUUUUGAUGAGCUAACAACCAUUUUGAAAGCUUCAAUAUCUCGUCGAGAUACCGUGAUUCGGACUCUUGGACUAUUUGCCUUGGACUAG
Molecule: messenger RNA, 288 nt
Organism: Pieris macdunnoughi
Lineage: Eukaryota; Metazoa; Arthropoda; Insecta; Lepidoptera; Pieridae
Source: the annotation of a GenBank genome assembly